Varanus komodoensis (Komodo dragon) is the source of this 6089-nucleotide messenger RNA. It is a transcript of the gene MAN1C1, whose product is annotated as mannosidase alpha class 1C member 1. The transcript is spliced from 13 exons. Gene Ontology annotation, cellular component: extracellular exosome; endoplasmic reticulum; Golgi membrane. Gene Ontology annotation, biological process: carbohydrate metabolic process; N-glycan processing. Gene Ontology annotation, molecular function: calcium ion binding; mannosyl-oligosaccharide 1,2-alpha-mannosidase activity. NCBI's taxonomy places the organism in Eukaryota, Metazoa, Chordata, Lepidosauria, Squamata, Varanidae. The record is from RefSeq and is a predicted model, not a curated record. Bases 2103 to 3965 code for a protein of 620 amino acids.
CAACGUUAGGUGCUAACUGGGUUGCUUAGCGGCCGUGAAGACGCACCAGGACGGAUGCAACUGCUCUUUCUCCCCAUGUUCUCUUUACAGCUCGCUAGGGUAGGGUGGUAAUUGCAUUUGGUGAACCUGCUGCCUUUAAUGGAGCGGGUGCCCGACCUUUAAUUCCUUGCUGGACAGCGGGAGAGGCUCUGAAGAGGCUCGCUAUCCCUGGAGAGUUCGCCUGGUAGCAACCUUUUCUCUUCAUUUAAUGGGCACUUAAGAUCCGUUGGCAAUAAGCAGCAAGGACAGGCAGGCACGUCCUUCGGUCUUUCCUUGCCUUCUAUGCAUACACAGAGAGUAGCAAGACCAGAGAGCCAGCUGCAUGCGAUUUUCGAAGAUUUCAGUUUCCUGGCUGGCAGAGAAAGCUUGGCAGGGGUGGGAGAGAUCGACGAUGGAUGCUCCACCUAAAUAAUGGCAUUGAUAUAGGCUGCUCAGAUUAUACCUGCAUUUCUCUUGUAUUUUCUCGAGUGGGGAGUUUGUUUUCUCUUCCAACGAGGCAUCUCGAUUCCACCCAAUGAGCAAAGAAGAAAAAGUUGUGAAUCGUUUCUUCUCUGGGGAGGAGGAGGAGGAGCCACGCAAGUCAGGAUGAAAUUUAUCUGAAGGGAGUAAAACGGCAAUAAAGCAACGAUCUGACUAUUUCUUUAAAAAACCGCUUCCCCCAAAUGCUCUGUUGGAUUCCCUGCUUGCAGCAAGCCUCACUCGAGUCCAAAGGGCGAUUUCUGGGAAGCCUAGAGUGGAGGCAAAGGGUUAUGAACUAGAGAGCCUUUCGAUAGUUUGUGAUGUGUGCGCUGUUCCCCCUUUUUCUUUCCCUUCCCCAUCCAAUCCCUCCCUUGGCUGUGUGGAUCCUCCCCUUCUGGAAGGGGAGGAGGUGAAUGCCUGGCUUUCCCCUAAACAGCCGACCGAUUAUUACAAGAGGAACCCUAUCUGGGAAGCCUCGAGGAUGCGGCUUGCAACAGACGAGAGCUGAUGGUGAGUCCGGGAAGAGAGAGACCGGACUGAAGUGGAUGGAGAGGUGGAGGGGGGGCUGGCCGGUCGCGACGAGCGUGGCGGGGGAGGACUGCAGACAACGCCGCGGUGGUCGGGGCGCACGAGCCGGUGGCGGCUGCCUGCCACAGCCCCCUCGUGCUCGACGGGGAGCGCCCGGCCCCCUCCUGCAGAAAUGCUGCAUCAUCGACGGACCCACAGCCCAUCGGGAUCUGCCCCUGAAGCGGUCUGAGAACAGCACCCCUGGUGCCUACUAGCAGCAGCAGUACGCAAGGAGCGAGUAAGGCGUGGACGUAGUAAAAAGGAAAGGAGACACCCCUCCUCCUCGCGCUCCCUUUCUGUCUGGCCCGAGCUGCCCCAUUUGCUGCCUCGGUCAGGACCCCCCAAGGAGGCGGCGAGGAUGUCGUGGCUGUAGCCUCCGCUUAAAACGUGUGAGAGAGGGGGCAGGCAGGCGGGCGGGCAGGAAGGAAGAGGAGGCGGACUCGGCUUCUGCUGUCGCUGCUUUCCCCCCUUCUUCCUACUCCAUUCGCCGAGCAUCUCGUCCGACAACUCAACUUCUUGCCCAGCUGGCGGAGCAGCUGCAGCUCGGCUGCCUAGAACUUCUUGCAAAGGGCUGCACAGCAAGGCUGGGACGCGGGCAAGGAAGCCUCUCCCCGCCUGUGUGUUCGUCUGUCGUGUCCUUUACCUGGGGUGAUUUAGCCUAAACAGAGACACGUGUCUUCAGAGGACAGCCCCACUUAAACCAUCAUUUCGGGGAAUUUAUAUAUAUCAUAACCUAUCUAUAUAUGCCUGGACAGAGAGAGAGAGAUUUGAACACUGAAUUGUGAUUUCCGUGCUUUCCUGGAUCUACUCAAAGAAGCCGGGCACACAUUUGCAAAGCUUGUUCCGUGCCCCUCGGUUCCCUCCCGGACGGGGCUCGCAGCGCUCGCUACUGAUCCGGCACAGGUUGCUCGGAUCGCCGCCCGAGACUUCGCGGGUCGCCGCCGCCUCCCUCCAAGCCGGGUCCGGUCGCUUCGAUCCGGGGUGGCGUCGCCGUCGCCGGAGGGUGCCCCCCUGCCGCCGGGCCUUGCGGUGCGCCCAUGCUGCUGCUGCGGAAGUUGCCGGGCAUGCCGGGCUGGCCGCCGUCGGCGGCGCUGGGUCUGCGGCUGCCGCAGAAGUUCCUCUUCCUGCUCUUUCUCUCGGGCCUGCUCACGCUGUGCUUCGGGGCCCUCUUCUUGCUGCCCGACUCUUCCCGCUUCAAGCGCCUCUUCUUGCCUCGGCGGGGGGUCGCCGGCGACCCCGACGUACCCCACAGCCCGCCGCCCACGCCGGGGCCCGACCGCCGUCAUGCCGCCCCCAGCCCGGGCAACGACAGCCCGCGCCAGCCGCCGCCGCCGCGCCACCGCCAGGGGCCGCCCGGGGAGAGGAAGGCGGCCGGCGCGGGAGCGGGCGCCGACACCGCGACCCCCCUCAGGCAGACGGGCGCCCCGUUCCGCUUCGACUACGAGCUGUUCCGCCGCAGCCUCCGCCACCCGGUGCUGGGCAGGAGGAGGGGCGGCACCGAGGACCCCGAGAACCGCGCCCGACGGCUGAAGAUCAAGGAGAUGAUGAAAUUUGCCUGGGAUAACUACAAGCAAUAUGCCAUGGGAAAAAAUGAACUGAGACCUCUCACUAAGAAUGGACACAUCGGAAACAUGUUUGGAGGUCUCCGGGGAGCAACAGUGGUGGAUGCCUUAGAUACCUUGUAUGUCAUGGAGCUGCAGGAAGAAUUCCAAGAAGCCAAAGAUUGGGUGGAGAAGAGCUUUGACUUGAAUGUGAGUGGUGAAGCUUCCUUGUUCGAAGUGAACAUCCGCUACGUUGGAGGGCUUUUGGCUGCAUUUUACCUAACGGGCGAAGAGAUCUUCAGGAGCAAGGCUCUAGAACUUGGCGAGAAGCUUCUGCCAGCCUUCAACACACCAACGGGUAUCCCACGGGGAGUCAUAAACCUGGGCAGCGGGAUGAGCUGGAGCUGGGGAUGGGCAUCUGCUGGAAGCAGCAUUUUAGCCGAAUUUGGCAGCCUCCACCUAGAAUUUCUGCACCUCUCAGAGCUGUCUGGGAAUUCAAUAUAUGCUGAAAAGGUGAUGAACAUCCGCAAAGUGCUGAACAGAAUUGAGAAACCGCAGGGACUUUAUCCUAACUUCCUCAGUCCAGUCACUGGGAACUGGGUGCAGCAUCAUGUUUCCAUUGGUGGCCUUGGCGAUAGUUUUUAUGAGUACCUGGUCAAAUCUUGGGUGAUGUCAGGCAAGAGGGACAUUGAAGCCAAGCUCAUGUAUAGCAGAGCACUGGAGGCCAUAGAAAAACACCUUGUGAAAAAAUCGGCCAGUGGACUGACUUACAUUGCAGAGUGGCGAGGAGGCGUUUUGGACCACAAAAUGGGCCACCUGGCCUGCUUCUCCGGGGGCAUGAUAGCCCUUGGAGCUGAGCAUGGGGCGGAGGAAGAGCAGAAGCAGCACUAUAUGGACCUGGCUGCAGAAAUCACCUACACCUGCCAUGAGUCGUACGCCCGCUCCGAUACCAAGCUGGGGCCAGAAGCCUUUCGCUUUGAUUCUGGCAGUGAAGCCUUAGCCACCCGACUCAGUGAUCGCUAUUACAUUCUGCGCCCCGAGGUGGUUGAAAGCUACUUGUACAUGUGGAGGUUGACGCAUGAUCCCAAGUACCGGCAGUGGGGCUGGGAAGCUGUGCAGGCACUUGAGAAAUACUGCCGAGUAGAAGCUGGUUUUUCUGGGAUCCGUGAUGUUUAUACCACCAGUCCAAGUCACGACAACAUGCAACAGAGUUUUUUCCUGGCAGAGACUUUAAAGUACCUCUAUCUUCUGUUCUCUGAAGAUGAUGUGCUGUCUUUUGAGGACUGGGUGUUCAACACCGAAGCCCACCCUUUGCCUGUGAACCAUACGGACGUUCUCCUAAAGACGACCACGCAAUAGGGGUGCCUGCUUCGGCAGCGGGAUGUGGAAGGUUCCUUGCUUUCUCCCCCUUCUCUCUCCUUUCCAAUAAAGGGAUGUGUGUGUUCCCAGAAGGGUAUUUUGGGGGCAUUCAUCCAAUUCUGGACAGUAUCUGGGAAUAUAAAAACUGUGAAACAAGCACCUUCGUGGGGUUUUUUUUCCUCUGUGAGGAAACUUUAUAAGCCUGGUAAUGACAUGUUGAUUAUGGGUCAUAAUGCACACAAAAUCAUGGACAUUCCUUUCUACGGAGAAUUUCUAUGGAACCCAUUGACUUAGUUUUCAUGUGGCCAAAGGAACAGGAGUUUGCCAUAAAACUGAUGUGGGUUUGUGCCACUCUUCUUGUCUCCCACCUCCCAUCCUGCGCUCUCCUUUUUAUAUACAAUUGAUUUUUAUCACCUUUCUAAUUUACACUUUUUUCAAAAUAACAUGCAUCUAAAUGGUCUCGAUGCCAUGAUUGACCAGAAAGUGUCUGCAAAAUUCUGAAUCCCAAACAUUUCUCUCCCACUCCCUCUUUCCUCUAUAUGCUGUUAAAAUGUUUCCUGCAUCAUGUGGGGUUUGUUUGGGGGGAGGUUUGUUUUUUUGUUUUUGUUUUUGCUUUUUUUUCUUUCUAAUGUUUGGCGUUUUCCUGCUUUGGGUUUUGUUUGGUUUUUAUUUUCAUUUGAAGCUAAAUAUUACAAGGCACUUGUAAUGAUUUCAUUUCUGUAACAAUCAGAGAAGUGAAAAUAGAAUAAAAAUUCCUGUCAGAUCAGGUGUGGCUGGAAGGCUCAGAUCUCUCUUACUGCCACGGAAGAUGAAAUGCAGGAGAAAGCUGGCCGGCUGAAGCAGGAACCUCAGCAGAUCCUUCAGUGCUCUGGACUGGGGAGCAGAUGGAAGUAUCUCUGCUGCUCUAGAAAGAGCAGACAGACCCCGAUGGCAGAAGAAAGGGAUGGGACAACUGGAUGGAGACCACCAGGUGGGGAGCUUCAGCAGCUUCUUGUGAACUGGGAGUGCAGCUUACACCAGGAGUGGUCAGCUUGUUGGACUUCAGCUGCCAUCAGCCCUAGAAAGCAUGGUGAAUAGUCAAGGAUGAUGAGAUUUAUAGUCUGUCGGUAUCUGCAAGGCACCAGAUUGGGGAAGUCUGCGUUAGGUGGUGGCUGUUGAUAAUAGUGCUCUUGUCGUUGCAUUUCUUUUUAAUUAUUAAAUUUAUUUCUUGCUUCCUUCCACAAAAAGCAGACUUGAAGCAACCUCCAUGCACAAUAUAGAGAUGCAUAAUUAAUAUAACAGAAGAAAAAUCCAGUCAUUAUAAACACAACAAUACAAAUCAAAAUGAAAACCCUAAAUGCAUGAUCUGAAACCAUAAAUACAUGAUGAAUAUGAAAAGUGUUCAUCCGUGAUGCACAAAAUUUCCCGCUAUCAUUUCAUAUCCUAGAAUGAACACUGCAAUAGCGGCCCACAACAGACAGACCAUAGACUAGCAUCCAAAUGGCUGGGGAAAGCUACAUUUUUGCCUGGCUAUAGGUAUACAUGGGAUAGAACAUAGGUAAGGAGUCUGUUGUUCUCCAAAUACUGGACUACCAAUCUUAUCCCUGACCCCUAGCAAUCUGGAUUAGGGAUGAUGGAAGUUGGAAUCUACCAAUGCCCAGCAGGCCAAGGUUCCUUCUUCCUGGUUCUGUGUGUUCAGUGCUUCCAUUCCAGAUGCACUUUAAAGGUAGAAUUAUUGUCCCGUUCUCUCACCCCCUCUCUAUGCUACAUGGAGCAUUCUAAACAUAAUUUGCAUUGGAAGCGUUUCUCCCCUCUUGUCACAUUUGGUGGGUUCCUUUCUUCACAGACACAAAUGAAAGAAAGGGGGAAUAAAAAAACACAUCACGCAAACUGUAAAAGACAAAAGGUUUCAGUUUGAAUUCACACCUCUUGAAGUUUCAGAAGGAAAUACGACUUGUCAGAUGGGGACUUUAAUUUCAUCUUGGGGAUAAGGAGACUGACAAAUAAUCUUCUCCUAGAUGGAUAGUUGUUAGUAAGUAAAAGCUUUGGGAAUGAGUCAUCCCAUUGAGAGGUUUUGAUAGCAGGAAAAUAAGCUUAGCCCAAAGUAAUUUUACAGUGGAUUAAAAUAUGCUUGUGGAAUCAAAA